AUGUUCUUCUUGUUAUUUCUUCUUUAUUUCAUAGAAGUUCUCUCAACAGUUACUGUUAAAUGUGAAUCGGAAGGAUUAUACUGUGUUAAUGAUACAGCACACAAGAACGACUAUUAUGUAUGUUCUGAGACAUUUCAAGGAUAUCGCCCGUGUUCUCCCGGGACUUCUUGUAUUUACUUUGAUCAGAUUCCGAUCGGUUUCAACCCCUGUGGGAUACCACCACAGUCAUUAAAGUGUACAGAGAAGUCGUGUGAAUCUUCCCAAGACACUAGUGAUGAUCGUUCUGCAGCAAUUGAAGACAAGAGUACUGAUUUAAAAGAGUUAUGUACCAAGAAUGGCUAUUUCUGUGUUGAUGAAGAGAAGAACAAGAACAAGUUUUUGAUCUGUUCUGAUGUCUUCAAAGGGUUCUUGACAUGUCCCAGUGGGAGUGUCUGUGGCUUUAAAGGGGAAGUUCCUUAUACAUCUAGUCCUUGUGUAACCAAGUCGCUUACUCAACAGUCUUCUUCUUCUUCUCAAGUACAAGACACUGAAGUAUCCAAAGAUCCUUCCAAAGACGAUUCUACAAAGAGUCAAGAAGAAACUAUAAAUAAUAGUAUAUGUACUAGUAAUGGUAACUAUUGUGUGCAAGAUGGUAACCAUACCAAAGAGUAUUAUAUUUGUAGUGAUGAGUACAAAGGAUAUGUCUAUUGUCCUGUUGGGACUAUAUGUGGGUAUAUAGGACGAGUCCCUGAUAGUGACUCUCCAUGUGUCUUAGAGUCUUCCAUCUCCGUUGAUACCACCAAAGACAUUUCCACAGACGAUAUAUGUCAGUCUGAUGGAGACUAUUGUGUUUUAGAUGGGCUUCAUGAUUAUAAGUAUUACUUCUGUAGUACUUAUUAUAAAGGCUAUUUACCAUGUCCACUUGGCACUAAAUGUGGAUAUAAAGGUAAAGUCCCUAAUGAAGAAAGUCCCUGUGUCUUACUCGAUAGUUCUAUUGAAGACUCGUCACAACAAAUCGAAAACAAAUACCUCAAUUUUAAGUGCAGGGGAUUGGGACUCUUCUGUAUCAUCGAUGGUAUUCAUAACGAUCAGUACUAUCAAUGCUCUGAACAAUUCAAUGGGACAAGACAUUGCCCUAAAAACACGUGGUGUAAAGGGGAACAAAAAUUGCCAUAUACAGAAAGUCCUUGUGUCUUUCUCGAAGAUAUCACUUGGGAUUAA
Molecule: messenger RNA, 1200 nt
Organism: Entamoeba invadens IP1
Lineage: Eukaryota; Evosea; Mastigamoebida; Endamoebidae
Product: Cyst wall-specific glycoprotein Jacob family protein
Exons: 1
Coding region: 1-1200 (399 amino acids)
Source: RefSeq, a predicted model, not a curated record